Molecule: messenger RNA, 1512 nt
Organism: Trichomonas vaginalis G3
Lineage: Eukaryota; Parabasalia; Trichomonadida; Trichomonadidae
Product: positive regulation of translation initiation in response to endoplasmic reticulum stress
Exons: 1
Coding region: 1-1512 (503 amino acids)
Biological process (GO): protein folding in endoplasmic reticulum
Cellular component (GO): endoplasmic reticulum
Molecular function (GO): protein-folding chaperone binding; misfolded protein binding
Source: RefSeq, a predicted model, not a curated record
AUGCUUCUCUUUUUCUUUUCUCUCCUUGGUUUCUUUAAUCUAGGAGGCUUUCCAUUCGAAGAUUUCCAACGAUUCCCAGAUACUCCAGUUGGUCGUGUUGAACAACUCAUGGCCUAUCGAAAGUAUUGGGAUGCAUUCGAAUCUUGCAACCAAAUCAUCAGAGAAGGCGGCUAUGUUGAGCCAAAAGUUUAUCGCUUGAAGGCUCAGUGUGCUUUGACCAUGUCUCUUUCAGACGAAGCCGUUCAAGCAGCAUCAAUUGUAAUUAAUGAUAAAAAGAUCAGACUUUCUAACAACGAAAAGCGUUUAUGUUACCAAAUUCGUGCUCACGCAAAUCUCCAGCUUGGAAAAUUUGACCAAGCUAAAGCCGAUGCCGCAAAAUCAAAUAACCAAGAAAUGAUUCAAGAAACUUCAAGCGCAGCCGAUGUUUACAAGACAUUCCAAGACAAAAUCGCCGAGAAUAAAAACGAUGAAGCUGCACGUGCAUUAGACCAACUACUUAAAGUAGCCUUGAGCUCAUUUGAACUGAAAAAAAUUCGUGCUGAUCUUGCAUGGGAUGCCAAGGAUUACGAUAAAUUUGCCGAAGUUGCCAAAGAUCUUCCAGAACGCUAUCCAGACGACCAUGAAUUACUUUACCGCCUUGGCGUUGUCACCAUGUGUGCUGGUGACUUCCAAAAGGCCAAAACCUUCUUCGAAGGAGCAACUCGUCGUAGAGGAUAUCCAGAAUAUUUCGCAAUUGCCAAGAAAUCUCUCAACAGCAUUCAGAGAGGCUACUCAGAAGUGAGGAGGAACACAGAUAUUAAGAGCCUUCUCCGAAAUGAGCAAAAAUUCGACACAAUUUACAACCAAACUACAGAAUUUUGCGCCCAGAAGUCCGAAAUCAUGCGCGCAAUGAAUCUCCUUAAAGCCAAAAUCAUCAGAUCCAAGGGCGAUAGCAAAGCUACGAUCGAUUUCCUUAAUGAACAGAUCGGAACUUAUUCAGAUACAACAGAAUUCCAACUUGAACGUGGUGAAGUCUGUCUUGACUCUGGAGAUUACGAAGGAGCCAUUUUUGACUUCCAAUCCGUUCUCAGAUCUGGACAUCGCGAUUCUAGGGCACAACAAGGUCUACAGAAGGCUCAGCAGAUGAAGAAGGAGCAGAACAAUGACGACUACUACAAAUUACUUGAAGUUCCCCGCGACGCAAGCGAAUCUGAACUCAAGAAAGCAUUUCGCAAGGCUACGAUCAAAUGGCAUCCAGACAGACACCGCGGAGAAGAGGAGAAGAAGAAGGCUGAGCAGAUGAUGAAAAAGAUCAACCUCGCAUACGAAGUUUUGUCAGAUCCUCAGAAAAGAGCAAUGUACGACCAAGGUGUUGACCCAGAUGGUCAGCAAAUGGGCGGACAAGGCUUCGACUUCAACCCAUUCGAUUUAAUGAAUGGUUUCGGUUUCCCUGGAUUUGGCGGUUUCCCUGGAGGGGCUCAGCACUUCGAAUUCCACAACGGAAAUGGUUUCCACUUCGAAUUUCACUUCUAA